GAAGGCAACAAUACGCAACACAACGUCCAGUCUGCUGGAAACUCACAGGAAGAAGAAAAACGUCAAAUUCCAAAGUACCGUCUUUAGUCCUUCCUUUUCCGGUGACAUUAAUAGAAGGUAUCACCAUGGUCCAGCGCCUAACUUACCGUCGUAGGUUGUCCUACAACACCGCCUCCAACAAAACUAGGCUGUCCCGGACUCCUGGUAACCGCAUUGUGUACCUGUACACCAAGAAGGUGGGCAAGGCACCCAAGUCGGCAUGCGGAAUCUGCCCUGGUAGACUGCGUGGAAUCCGGGCAGUGAGACCCCAGGUCCUGAUGAGGCUCUCAAAGACAAAGAAGCACGUCAGCAGGGCCUACGGCGGUGCCAUGUGUGCGAAGUGUGUGCGUGAUAGGAUCAAGCGUGCUUUCCUGAUUGAGGAGCAGAAGAUUGUUGUCAAGGUCCUUAAAGCACAGGCUCAGAGUCAAAAAUCUAAGUAAAUGUGUAUUUGCACUGCAACAUUAAAAUAAUUGAAAAUA
Messenger RNA from Salmo salar (Atlantic salmon), 518 nucleotides. RefSeq names its product ribosomal protein L34. The record is from RefSeq and is a predicted model, not a curated record. Gene Ontology annotation, cellular component: ribosome. Lineage: Eukaryota; Metazoa; Chordata; Actinopteri; Salmoniformes; Salmonidae. Gene Ontology annotation, molecular function: structural constituent of ribosome. Gene Ontology annotation, biological process: translation.